AAUUUUCAAAGUUCAAAAGCCCGCAAAAAAGACAGCUACAGAAACACUACUGUGCCCUGCACUAAAAAAAACAAAUUCCUCUCCACUUUUCUCUCACCUCUCUUUCUCUCUCUCUCUCUCUCUCUCUAGAUUACAAAGCCAAAUUCCAAACCAAGCUUGAUCUCAGUUGUAUUCCAAAACAGAUACAGGAAGAGUGAUCGAUACACUGAUUCAAAAAAAAAGAAAAGAAGAAGCUCGAAUUGACAUUCCCCCCUUUCACCUGAAUCUCGGAAUCUCUCGCUAAAGAAGAAGGGAAAGGAAAAAAAAAAGCCCUAAUGGAAAACGAAUCUGCCACCACCGCCCCUGAGGUUAAAGGCGGCGUUCCGACCUACGGCGGGAGGUACGUCAUGUACAACGUUGUCGGUCACCUUUUCGAGCUCUCCGCUAAGUACGUCCCUCCGAUUAUGCCCCUCGGUCGCGGUGCUUACGGCAUCGUUUGCUGUGCAACAAAUUCUGAGACAAAGGAAGAGGUUGCAAUCAAGAGAAUUGGGAAUGCAUUUGACAACAGGAUUGAUGCUAAAAGGACCCUACGUGAAAUCAAACUUCUUUGCCAUUUGGAUCAUGAGAAUAUUAUCAAAAUUAAGGACAUCAUGCGACCACCAGAGAAAGAUGAGUUCAAUGAUGUAUAUAUUGCAUAUGAACUUAUGGAGACUGAUCUGCAUCAAAUAAUACGCUCUUCCCAGGCACUCACAGAAGACCAUUGUCAGUACUUUCUAUAUCAGCUGUUGCGGGGACUGAAAUACAUACAUUCUGCAAAUGUUUUGCACCGAGAUUUGAAACCAAGCAACUUGCUUCUCAAUGCAAAUUGUGACCUCAAGAUUUGCGACUUUGGGCUUGCAAGAACUACCUCAGAGACAGAUAUUAUGACAGAAUAUGUUGUAACUCGGUGGUACAGAGCCCCUGAAUUGUUACUCAAUUGCUCAGAAUACACCGCCGCCAUUGAUAUAUGGUCUGUUGGUUGCAUUCUAAUGGAGAUUCUUUUAAGAGAAUCAUUAUUUCCGGGUAAAGACUAUGUUCAGCAGUUGGCACUUAUAACAGAGCUGUUAGGUACACCGGAAGAUUCAGAUCUUGGAUUUCUGAGGAGUGAGAAUGCUCGAAAGUAUGUCAAGCAACUCCCUUGUGUCCCAAAGCAAUCAUUUCCACAGAAGUUCCCAGAUUUGUCCCCAAUAGCCAUCGACCUUGCUGAAAAGAUGCUAGUUUUUGAUCCAUCUAAGCGCAUAACCGUGGAGGAAGCAUUGAAUCAUCCAUUUCUAUCAAGUCUCCAUGAGAUCAACGAGGAGCCAACUUGCGCAUCUCCAUUCGUCUUUGGUUUUGAGCAGUUAUCUUUGAGCGAAGAGGACAUAAAGGAGCUCAUCUGGAUGGAGUCACUUACCUUCAACCCAGAUGAGGUGGACUGAUGAAACCGAUUUUCUGCGUUGUUUUUUCCGUUGGGUUAGUCCAUCGAAUGCUCCGAGUGUUGGAUUUUGGCUUGAAUGCUGAUUGCAUGCAUAAGUUUGAUUCGAGUUUUUUCAUACAAGCAGCAAGGAGAUAGGUUCUCCGAUAUAUUUACUGGAUUCACUCUUCGAGAAUCCACCCGAUGAAUAAGUUGUAUUUGUAAGCGAAGGUUAUGAUCCUAGCCUUCAUUUUCUAUUUGGUGUUGUAUAUUCCGAAAUAGAGUCUAAUCUUGAAUCAAUACUGUAGUCAAAACAUACACUUUGAAAUUACCCAGAAGGUACUACUGAGAGCAUGCAGCUAUUUCAGUGAAACUAUGUGAAAUAUUUUUUCGUGAGAAA
Molecule: messenger RNA, 1811 nt
Organism: Rhododendron vialii
Lineage: Eukaryota; Viridiplantae; Streptophyta; Magnoliopsida; Ericales; Ericaceae
Product: mitogen-activated protein kinase homolog NTF6
Exons: 6
Coding region: 315-1436 (373 amino acids)
Biological process (GO): protein phosphorylation; intracellular signal transduction
Cellular component (GO): cytoplasm; nucleus
Molecular function (GO): MAP kinase activity; ATP binding
Source: RefSeq, a predicted model, not a curated record